Lodderomyces oxycetoniae is the source of this 2760-nucleotide messenger RNA. RefSeq names its product DIA2. Gene Ontology annotation, biological process: rRNA processing. Gene Ontology annotation, molecular function: Hsp90 protein binding; snoRNA binding. The transcript has 2 exons. The coding region runs from base 1 to 2760 and encodes 919 amino acids. The record is from RefSeq and is a predicted model, not a curated record. NCBI's taxonomy places the organism in Eukaryota, Fungi, Ascomycota, Pichiomycetes, Serinales, Debaryomycetaceae.
AUGGAUAAUGAGGAGCAUAGAGCAGCUGUGGUGAAGUUCAAAGGUGGGGAUUAUGUGGGGGCGCUUUCGCUAUUCAAUAAGCUUAUUUAUAAGGUGAAACAGAGCUCUUUUAUAACAGAUUUACCAUUGGGAACUUUACUUGACCAGAGAGCUGCGACGUAUGAGAAAUUGGGUCAGUACAAUCUUGCUUUGAAGGAUGGCAGGACGUUGAUUGAGAGAGAUCCUGGUAAUUGCAAAGGGUACCUACGUGUAGGGAAACUUUUAUGCUUGCUCGAGAGGAAAUUCGAAGCGUACAAGGUAUAUCAAGAGGGUAUAUACGUGAUUGGCAAGUUGAAAAUGGAAAAGAAGCAGAUGAAAAAUUUCAAUCAAGGGUUAUUUUUGAGUCUAAAGCAACAGUACAAGUUGAUAAAUACAGAGCUCAAGGAGCAGAGGACGCAUGGUAUCAAGAGAACUGCUUCUCAACCGAUGAAAAUAGAGCCUAUAAAGAGAACUGCUUUUCAACUGAUGAAAAUACAAUCUUCUUCUCAAAGUGAUUCUUCUCAAAGUGAUUCUUCUCAAAAGGUAAAGAGAGUCAAAAGCAAGUUAUUAGAUCCAUUUCUUUACUUGUCACCGGAAAUUAUUGCAUCUAUUUUCCGGCUAAUUCCCGAGAGUCAGAUUUACAAAUGCCUUUUGGUGAGUCAAACGUGGUAUUGCAUAUUGUUAUCAUUGCCCGAAUUAUACAAUUUUGAUUGUAAAAGAAGCAUCACCUAUGAGGAAUACUCUUGUGGUUUGACCUUUUUCAAAAAAGUAGCAUCUUAUUCCACUUCAAAAGAGAUUAAACGGAUCAAGAUUAACAAUGUCGCAAAACAAAAGAUAACUCAGGUGCUUCUUUCCUUGGUCAAAGAACCCCAAGCACCUAUCUUAUCCAUUGAUGUUCUGGACUCAUUUUUCAACUUGCAAUUGUUUUUUGCAGUUAUGGCUAAGGCCAAUUGGAGAUUGAACAAUUUCCAAAAGUUGCAAAGUCUAAAGUUGGGUAUCAAUUGUAGUAUCAAGUAUCCUCACAUCCUACUUAAUUUGUUCCCUAGGUUAAAGGAGCUUGAAAUCUCAAUAAUCUUACCCGAAAAUAGCUUAAUGAGCUUGGUGCCUAUUCAUGAUAAAAAGUUCAAACAACUUAAGGAGAACAAGGGCAAAGAGUGCAAUUUAGAAAAAUUGAAAUUAGUCAAUCACCAUCAACUAUUAAAAAGGGAAGGGGUGGCCAUUUCCGCACAAACUUAUAGCCCCUUCCCCGUUUUGCUUGAUCAUCGCUUCCCAUCCCUCACUGAGUUGACUCUAGUGUCGUUCAAUUUCAGCAAUCAUUUGCCCCAAUUUGGUACAUUUCUAGCUUCCCUAGACAAGUUGACUACAUUGUAUUUGGAAAAUAACGAUGGGAUAGAUUUACUCACAAUACUACAAGUGUUUUUAAAUUAUCAGCCAAAGUUUAAAUUGAAAAGCUUUACUCUUCGAGAAAAUUGCAUUACAUCAUCGAUCCCACUUCAGCAAGUGUCUGAAUCUUAUCUCACACAAUUCACAAAUCUAAAUACGCUUGAUUUAUACGGAAACUGUCUUACGAAUUCAGGUUUAUUCAAGAUUCUCAAAGUAUGCGGAAACAAGCUCGUCUCACUCAAUAUAGGCAACUCAUACUAUCUCACUUUUGCAUUGCACUCACCGAAACAGCUUUACAUCAAGGAUAUAAUCAAUCUUUGUCCAAAUUUGUCUUUCUUGUAUCUAAAUGAAAUGAAUAUCGAUAGCGCUGCAAUGUUGCAGUUGCCCAAAAAUUUUGGUGACAACUUAAAAGUGCCAUUGAAAUAUUUGGAUUUAAGCUUCAAUCAGUUUGAAGGGAUUGACUUGAUACGGUUUUUGGCAAGUAUUGUAGAGAAGUUGGAAGGAUACUUGGAAACAUUGGUGGUGCAUGGAUUGCCCAUAAAAGAAGACACAUUAACUUACUUGAAGAAAAAGAGAUGGGUGUUGAACUGUAUAAGCGAUCCGCAAAGAGCGCGAUGGAGAAUCGCAAAUACUACUGAGACUAAUACUUUAACAAAUCCUGAUGAGGUUUCUUCUGAGAAUAUAUUAGGCUACAGUAAAUCAAGACAAGAUACAUCCAUUUCUGAGGCAAAACCAAGGAAAAAAGUAUUUAUAGAUGAGGAUGAUAAGGAUGAUGAGGUGCCGAAAGAUACACCAAUUUUAAAUGUUGAGGCAGAAAGCGGACCAGGAGGUAAUCCAGACUUGAAUUCAGAUUCUGACUCAGAUUCAGAUGACGCACCAGAAGAAGAAAACAUCAAUGCAAUCAAGCAAAAAGCUAUAAGCGAGCAAAAACAAGAACAAGAACGACAAGUUGCUUUACAGAAGAGAUUUAAAGAACAAAGGAGAUUAAAAGAUGAACGAAAUAGAUUACAACAGGAAAGCAAAAGGAAUAGGCAAGCUGAAACCAAAGAAUCAAGUUCAUUACCUGACGACAUUGAGAGUUUUAUUAAAGAACAGCAUGUAGCACCAAUAAAACAACAAAACACGCAUAUAAUUUUGAAAGAUGAAGAGGAUAGAGAUUCAUUUGUUAAUAAAAAAUCAAAACUUGAGCAAAAAUUAAGGCAAUUGAAAAAGAGUAAACAAAGUAGUAUAAGGAAAGGACCAGUUUGGGUUCAGACCCAAAAUUUUGCAAGCAGUAAGAAAGUUGUACCCAUAGGAGAAGCAAAAGUUUUGAAGAACAAAGCAAAGUGGCUUAAUAGAAAAUCAGUCAAUAGAAAGUAA